Messenger RNA from Daktulosphaira vitifoliae (grape phylloxera), 1398 nucleotides. RefSeq lists its product as uncharacterized. The record is from RefSeq and is a predicted model, not a curated record. NCBI's taxonomy places the organism in Eukaryota, Metazoa, Arthropoda, Insecta, Hemiptera, Phylloxeridae. Bases 199 to 1029 code for a protein of 276 amino acids. The transcript is spliced from 8 exons.
ACCGACCAGUUGCUCUACGCGAACUAUCGUUGCUUGUUGUUGUUUACCUUUGUGUUAUACGUGCGUAAUUUCAUAUGUGAAAAAUUUAAUUUUUCGCAGUAAUUAUGUAUUAGUGUGUGUGUGUGUGUGUGUGUGUGCUACUUAGGCUGAUAAUACCUUAUAUUUAUAUUUAAACGAAUAAAAUUAAACAAAAAGGAUAUGAUUACUUCAGGAAUGGUGUUUACAUGGUGGUUUUUCUUUCUAUGCUUCAUACUUCUAUCAGAUUGUAAAGAUCUAUUUGAUCUUGUCGCAGUAGUUCCUAGGUACGCUAAAUUAGGCGAAGGCGUGGUACUUAAGUGUAAUCAUACAGUUUCCGAAAACGAUCUCUACAAGGUUCAAUGGACCAAAAGCGGUAAUAAACUAUUUCAGUAUAUCAGAGGUCGGAUGCCGCCUUAUAUCAACAAUUCAAUACCAGGAGCACAAAUAGACUGGGACAACACGGAACCAUCACAACUAGGUUUAUUCAACCUACAGCAUGAUGCAUCUGGCCAAUAUGGUUGUACAGUAACCCUAGAAUCACCUAUUUACAGUAAAACUUCAGAAUAUCGAGAUCUAACCGUAAUAAAAAUUCAAGAUAGAGAUCCAGUAAUCAAAAUAUCCAAAGAAGUAUUCAAUGUUGGAGAAAUCUUGGAAGCUAUUUGUACAUCAGGUCCAUCGAAACCUGUACCAGAAAUAACUUGGUUGGUGAAUGGACGAAAGCAACCAGAUGCCUAUAUGAAACCAAUUGUCAAGGCAGCACUAAAUUCAGCAGCAGCCAUGCGGUUGACUCUACCAGUUACAGACAAACUGGGUGCUGAAGUUCAUUUGACUUGCUUGUCUACCAUUCCCGGAUACCUUGGUCCUAAUCAUUUGGAUUACGCGGAUUACAGAACACAAUCAUUAAUUGUGAGUGUUGUUGCCAAACCCGAACCUGUAACUGCGGGAAGCGCUAAAGAAUUUAUUAGCCUACUGAUAUUAAUAACUUCAACAACUGCCGUCAUACGAUUUUAAAAAUCUUUUCUUCCAAUAAGCAAUUGUGACAAAUUUCAUUUUUUUCGCUCAUCAAUCGAUCUUCAAAACUUUUCAAAGCUAUUCCCACGAGUUCAUCAUGACAAUUGUUGCUUCAAAUACUAAAAAAAUGAACGCUAUCUAUACCUGUAUAGUGAUUGUUACCAUUGAUUUUCAACUACUACCAAAAGAUUAUAAUAAUCAAAAUUUUGUACGCACAUUGAUUGUUUUAAUCGAUAUUUUAAAGAAUCUACUCUUUUUUUUUUGUACAUAAAUUAUUUUUGUAAUAAUAUUUUCUCUAAUGUGAAUUUUGAACACAAAAAUUUUUACCUUAUCUGUGUUAUAAUAAUUUAUUAAUAAUCUAUAAUAUAU